Diaporthe citri is the source of this 1068-nucleotide messenger RNA. RefSeq lists its product as uncharacterized. The transcript has 4 exons. The coding region runs from base 1 to 1068 and encodes 355 amino acids. Lineage: Eukaryota; Fungi; Ascomycota; Sordariomycetes; Diaporthales; Diaporthaceae. The record is from RefSeq and is a predicted model, not a curated record.
AUGCACUGGAGAGUGCAGAGGGAGCUCCCUCGGCCUCGCCCAAAAAUCGAAGCUGGCGAGGUCGAGGGUCCUGCCUCCACGCCAGGCCCCUCGCCCCUGCACCUUCAACCUCUCACCGACGCGCCACCACCGCUCAAUAACAACGAGCAACCAGCGACGAUGGAUUCUUUUCGCAUCAAGCACGUCGUCAACGAGGUUACUGCCAACCUCGAGCAGCACCGGGCCCUGGCCAAUUUCGACCACCAUGCCCGCAAGACCCGUCGGGAGGUGGCGAUCCUCCUUCUCGAGGGCCAGGCGGGCUACGACCGCCUCAGCAUCGCGGUCCCCAACUACCAAGACCUGCGUACCAACGCCCAGCGCGCCGAGUGCGCGGUUUUCCACGCCGCGAACCGGUGGAAUGCCGAUAGGGCACUCUCGGGGGAGGUCGGGUUCGACAUGAGCCCACAGGAGCUCGCGCAGUUCGUUUUCGACAUAAUGACCGACUACGAGGUCUACUUCAGCGCCCACAGGGGCAGAGUGGCGGCAUACGCCAGCCACUACCGAGACGUUGACGCCAUCCUUGACGCCAACCCGGAUGUCGAGGCUCUAGGAGAGCCAUGGGAGAUGACACCGCUCCCACUGGCGAACGGACGGGUUGUCUGCACCCGGUGCGGCCUCUCGAUGGCCAACAUGGACGUCAUGAAAAGCCACCACCAGGCCAUCCACCGCCACAACGGCGGCGCGGCGUGCUACGAGUGCACCUGGACCAGAGGGAACCGACCCAGCGACGUGCAUGACCACCUCCGCUCGGUCCACGACAUCUACCGCGCCGGCCACCCGGAGGCCUUCUCAACCAGCGUCGCCCACAUCAGCCGCAAGACGGUGCCGCUGCUCCGGAGGCUGCUGGCCGAGGACCGGGCCACCCUCGCGGCGCUCGGGGGCCUGCCGCCUCCCACGGCCGGGAUCCCGGACGGCUGGAACGGUGACAGGCUGGCUCUCGAGAUUCGACAUCAGAGGGUCCAGAUCAAGCAGCAGCCGGGAUGGCAGGCGGUGGUUGAACGACAGCGGGCCGACCGCAUCGCGCAGUAG